Bombina bombina (fire-bellied toad) is the source of this 3549-nucleotide messenger RNA. It is a transcript of the gene MTMR14, whose product is annotated as myotubularin related protein 14. Lineage: Eukaryota; Metazoa; Chordata; Amphibia; Anura; Bombinatoridae. Gene Ontology annotation, biological process: dephosphorylation. The transcript is spliced from 14 exons. The record is from RefSeq and is a predicted model, not a curated record. Gene Ontology annotation, molecular function: phosphatidylinositol-3-phosphate phosphatase activity. The coding region runs from base 98 to 1582 and encodes 494 amino acids.
GCGCGCCGGUGACAGGUGUCAUGGCGUCAUUUUCAAGGCGCUGUGUUGCGGAUGUCCUGUCAGGCGGUUCUUGGGGCUUCAGUGUUCCUGAUGAUGGAUGUUGAGUGACCCGGUGGGUGACAUGGAGGACUGCGGAGUGGCCGAGCUGCUCGAAGAGUUCUCCCGUGCUCAAUACCGGACUAAGGACGUCAGCCCCAAGGUUGAAGUAAUUGAGAAGCGCUGCUUGGCGUUGUUUGGUAAAGAUUAUUGUUACAGUCUCAUCCAGAAUACAAAUGGAGAUCUCUGCAGCCAUUAUCCACGGCAAAUCGUCUUCUUGGAAUAUGAGAGCACAGAGGAAGAGAAAAACACAAAAAGGACAAACCAAGAAUAUGGUAUACCAAAUAUGUUAUAUACCUCCAUAAUGAUAGAUGAGGCCACUUUUGGACCUCCCAUCUAUGAGAACAUGCUAUUGGAUGAUUAUGUAGAUGCCCCUCUGAGUAUUCCCGUCUCUUUAACAAGGAAUUUAAAUAUAGAUUGGAGAGAGUAUCAGCACUGGGACUUGGUGAAACAGACCCAAAACUACCUAAAACUACUCAUCCAGAUUAUAAAUGGAGAUGAUAAUAGUGGACUUCUAGUGCAUUGUAUUUCUGGCUGGGACCGCACCCCACUUUUUGUAUCACUCUUACGACUAUCUCUUUGGGCAGAUGGAAUAGUUCACAGCAGUCUGGAUCCGGUAGAGAUUCUUUACCUUACCAUUGCGUAUGACUGGUUUCUAUUUGGGCACAUGUUGGCUGAUCGUCUUAGCAAGGGUGAAGAGAUAUUUUUUUUUUGCUUCAAUUUUUUGAAGCACAUCACUUCGGACGAGUUCUCCUCUUCUGGGAGGAAAUCACGGAGAAAAAGUGUACAGCCACGUGAUUCCGCUUUAUGCCUAGAAGAUUUCUGCAUGUUGAAACGCAGAGAUCGCGGCAGUGCAAAUAGUCUUAGCAGUGAUUUCUCUGUUAUAACUGAAGAUUCGCCUUGUGUCUCAGGAAGCUUUAACUGUGAAGCCGUGGACUUGAUGAGUUUUGGCACUCAGGGCCAGGCAGUCUGGAAAAAGACACAUACCUCCUCUCCCCAAACUGUGCCGUGGUACAAGGCUCCAUCCUCUGCAGAAGACCGGCUACUGCAGCCUGCGGUAACCGAAGCAAAGUCAUCCAGCUCUUCCUCUUCCAACCACUCAGACAUUUUUCUGCGAUCUGGGAGUAGCCCGCUGGAAGUGCCGCAGCGCAGAUCAGCAGAGCAUUCCUUGCCCGGAUCCUCAGUCUCUACAGAUUAUGGCAGCUGGCAGAUGGUUUCGGAGGGUGGUAGUGUUAAUGACCACAGUAUCCUGAGCUCCAGCACCUUCCUCCCCUUCAGCUUUCCAGACGAGCACCCAAACACUUGCUUGAUGCCAGCCCAGACAGAACGAGAGUCCCGUUUAGAGGCCGUGCGCUCUAUCUUUCUAGCUGCCUACAGCGCUAUUGGCCUGAAGUCUGUGUCCCCAAGUCCCUCAGGAGCUAUCAGUGGCCUUUUAGAACAGUUUGCACGAGGAGUAGGACUCAGAGGAACAAGUAAUAUUGUGUGACUGAAUACCAUGAAGUAAAGACACAGGAAUAUAGAAGCCAUCUGCCACAAGGCCAUACUUUUGGAAUCCUAUACAGUGGAAACCAUGAGCAGCUGCCUCUGAGGUUUCGAGUUUCUAAAAAAAUUGCUGCAGGUCUCUGAAAUAGUUUGGACUAUGGCAAUUCACAAUGGUGCUCACAAUUCAGAAAGGAAAUGUGUUUCAAUCUGUAGCUUUUCGAAAUAUAGAUAUGAUUUUUGUUUUGCUUCAGGAUCGUUCCUCGUCUGCAGCAGGAAGCAGCAGUCUAUGACUGAAUUAUUUUAUAUCUGAAAAGCUAGGAUGGAAACGUUUCAUAAAGACACGGUUUACUGUAAGAGUAUCUAAUGUGUGUGCUUUACUGUUUUAUGGGAAUAUCAACGUUGGAAUUAUUGAGUGGUGCCAAUAUAAUUCUGUGGCAAUCUACAUUUGUAAUGUUAAAGGGAUGCUAAACCCACAAUUUUCCUUUCAUGAUUUAGAUAGAGCAUGUAAUUUUAAGCAACUUUCUAAUUUACUACAUAUUUUCUACGUUCUCUUGCUAUCUUUAUUUGAAAAGCAGAAAUGUUAAGCUUAGGAGCCAGUCCAUUUUAGGUCCAGCACUAUGGGUUAAGCUUGCUUAUUGGUGGGUAAAUGUAGCCACCAAUCAGCAAGCGCUACCCAGCUGCUGGACCAAAAAUGGGCCGGCUCCUAAGCUUACAUUCCUGCUUUUCAAAUAAAGAUACCAAGGGAACGAAGACAAAUUAGAAAGUUGCUUAACAUUGCAUGCUCUAUCUGAAUCAUGAAAGAAAUAAAGUUUGGGUUUCAGUUUUCUAGUUGCAAGACUGAAGUUUAACCUGUUGAGUGCUGGAGGGGACCCAUUAUAAAGCCUAUAAAUGCAACCCGUAACUAGAGAUUUAACCUACAGCAUGAAGAUGGCAACAUUACAAACAAGAAGUAAAUGCUUUUUUGGCACUACAGCAUUUACACACCUUGCCCCAGACACUUUAUAACAGGCAACAAAUCUAUUGCUUAUUUCUGUGGGUAGAAUGUUAACAGAACCAUUGUGAAUUAAAAGGGAAUGUUGUAUGGGCCAGGAGUGAUUUACCUUUCUGUAGGAUUCCUUCACCCUCUCUCCUCGUCAACUGUCUACCUUGAGAUUUACAGCACAACCAUUAAUGUAGAACUAACAUGAUUUUAAGUAUUUCCAGCCUUAAACCUAAUGCGUUGAUUGGCUCAGACAUGUUAAUUAAAGGGCAAUUCUAGUAAAAAUGCUUUAAUUCAUUUGAGCAUGUCAUUCUAGCAAUGCUGCAAGUCUACGUCUAAAGUAUGGCUCAGGAGUGGCAGAGAACUGCUGGUCUCAUACAGAAACUAUUAGUGACCCAUUCAGAAGUAGCCUUGGCACUACCUAGCUUCACAAUUGCUACUGCUGAUUGGCUCACUGUGCGUGUCAGCUCGUGACUAGCAGUUUUCUCAGGCUCCUUAUAAGUACUUUGUGUGUUUAAACUAUUUUCAGGGGUUAAACACAUAGACUUGCAGUGUUGCUAGUGCUUAAAUGAGAUGCUGUAACGAAUUAGAGCAUUUUAUUUGUUUCACUAGAAUGGCUCUUUAACCUCCCUGCUCAAACAUAAAUGUGGUUCAAAUCUGGUGUGUGACCUGACAACUGGAUUUGUCUUACCCUUUAUGUAGAAAAAUGAAGUGACUAUCUCCUGUGCUGUUUUUUGCAUAUUAUUUAAAAUAUUUGGGGGAAAGUUUUACCAACACUAAUUACAGAUGCUCAGUAUUAUUUUGUAGUGCAGCAUAGUUCUUUUUUUAUUAUUUUGAUUUAGAAUAAAGCUGGUUACUUGAUAUUGUGUAUACAGGACAGAGGCGAAUUCAGAUCAAACAAAAAAAAAGCAUUGUUUUAAGGGGACAUUAAGCACUUUGAAAUAUUAAUAUAAAGUCUUUAAUUUUAUGUAGUAAAACAAUUUUGCAGUAUA